Phragmites australis (common reed) is the source of this 1324-nucleotide messenger RNA. RefSeq names its product DNA repair protein RAD51 homolog 3. Bases 166 to 1032 code for a protein of 288 amino acids. The record is from RefSeq and is a predicted model, not a curated record. The transcript is spliced from 8 exons. Gene Ontology annotation, biological process: reciprocal meiotic recombination; DNA repair; meiotic DNA recombinase assembly. Gene Ontology annotation, molecular function: ATP-dependent DNA damage sensor activity; crossover junction DNA endonuclease activity; ATP binding. Gene Ontology annotation, cellular component: Rad51C-XRCC3 complex; replication fork; Rad51B-Rad51C-Rad51D-XRCC2 complex. Lineage: Eukaryota; Viridiplantae; Streptophyta; Magnoliopsida; Poales; Poaceae.
CCUUCCGGGCCACGGCUCCGUCGCAUCGCACAAGAUCAGCAUCACUGGAGAGUGGAAGGGACACGGGAGCGCCUCGCUCUCCCGCCGCCGAACUGAGCGAACGGCUUCUUCUCUCUUGCUCGGCGUCUCCUUCCUCCUCCUCCUCUUCCCGUCUACGGAGAGAGGAUGGCGUCGGAUGGGGAUCCACCCGUACUAGCUGGAGCCCAAAAUGCAUGGGACAUGCUAUCUGAGGAGCAGUCACAGAAACACAUCACUACUGGUUCUGGUAACAUCAACAACAUACUUGGUGGCGGCAUUCACUGCAAAGAAGUUACCGAGAUUGGUGGUGUCCCAGGAGUUGGUAAAACUCAACUGGGGAUUCAACUAGCAAUCAAUGUGCAAAUCCCAGUGGAAUAUGGUGGCCUUGGAGGGAAAGCAGUUUAUAUUGAUACGGAGGGCAGUUUCAUGGUUGAGCGUGUCUACCAAAUUGCUGAAGGGUGUAUCAGCGACAUACUGGAGCACUUUCCACACAGCCAUGAGAAAUCUUCAUCUGGCCAAAGAAAACUGCAGCCUGAGCAUUUCCUGGCAGACAUAUUUUACUUCCGAAUAUGCAGCUAUACCGAACAAAUUGCAGUUAUAAACUACCUGGAGAAGUUCCUCGGAGAGCAUAAAGACGUGCGUAUAGUGAUUAUUGAUAGUGUCACUUUCCACUUUCGACAAGAUUUCGAUGAUCUGGCUCUGAGGACCAGAGUGCUGAGCGGAUUAUCAUUGAAGUUGAUGAAGAUUGCAAAAGCAUACAACUUGGCGGUUGUUUUGUUGAACCAAGUCACUACUAAAUUUACGGAAGGGUCAUUUCAGUUGACUCUUGCUCUAGGUGACAGCUGGUCCCACUCGUGCACAAAUCGACUGAUUCUGUACUGGAACGGGAACGAGCGAUAUGCAUACCUCGAUAAGUCCCCUUCGCUUCCAGUAGCUUCAGCACCGUAUGCAGUGACAGGCAAAGGGGUGAGGGAUGCUGUGAGUUCAAAUUGCAAGAGAGUCCGAGUAAUGUAGCAACCUUGGUGUGGAGCCACUAUGCUCUUGCGUCUGAACUGUGAGUUCAAAUUGCAAGUUAGACGAUUGGUGUGGAGAAUCAUACCAUUUUGCGUUAGUUGGUAUGGAAAAUUUGGUAUGCGUAGCAGCGCUCUUUCAGGCGGCCCUCCAGUGUUUAUUUCUGUACAUAUUGAUCCGCUUAUUCCCAGCAUCUUCUUUUGCUGUGAGCUUAGUGGGGAACUCGUUGCAAGAAUUCUUCAUCAAUGCAAAAUGCACUGCAUUGGCAGUGUCCCAUAUUAAUUGAGACGGCUGA